GAAAGGGAAAGAGGCCACAAAGAAGAAUAUUUGGUUUUCCUAUCACUGUUUAUCUUUCUGGUCUUAUGAUCUCGACCUGCAAGUUACCUCUGCAUUGAACCUCGUGAAAACUGGUUCAGAGAAUUCUGCUGUAAGGUCACGCUAUUUACAUAUGGCUAGUUGCGAUAGCAACAACCAGCAUGAAUUGAUAGAGAGGGUGAAAUAUGGAGGCGCUGUUCCACUUUGUGAACCAGAUAACUGCUCCAGUGGUUGGGCUUCCCCCCCAGGAGACAAGUUUAUGGUCAGAGGUCCAGAGUACUUUUCUACAAGGGUUAAGAUUCCUGCUGGUGAAUUCCUUCUAAAACCUCUUGGAUUUGAUUGGAUAAAAGGGCCUACGAAGAUUGUGGAAGUUUUAAACCAUCCAGAUAGCCGCAUUAGGCAGGCUCUUCAGGAUGAGUUUCCUGCAGGUGGUAAACCUUUUGUUUGGGCUUUCAAUCUUCAAGUCCCAAGUAAGGAAAAUUAUAGUGCUGUGGCAUAUUUUGUGGCAUUGGAGGCAAUCCUGGAGGGGUCCUUGAUGGACCGAUUCUUAAAAGGGGACGAUGGAUUUCGAAACUCGAGGCUUAAAUUGAUAGCCAACAUUGUGAAGGGUCCAUGGAUAGUUAGAAGAGCUGUUGGGGAGCAGGCAAUAUGUAUACUUGGACGAGCAGUUUCUUGCAAGUAUUUUAUAGGACACAAUUACAUAGAAGUUGAUAUUGAUAUUGGAGCUUCAAUGGUUGCAAAUGCAAUUGUUCAUCUUGCAUUUGGCUACAUCACAACACUGACUGUUGAUCUGGCAUUUUUUAUUGAGAGUCAGACUGAGUCAGAGCUUCCAGAAAGGAUCUUAGGAGCUGUAAGAUUCUCGGACUUAAACCCAGCUUCAGCCAGGUCAAUUGAGCAACAUUCUACUGAGGGUGUCAGAAAUUUGCAAUCUUCUCUGCCAACACGAUUAUGGAAAUCACUGGGACAAGGCUUCACAAAUCUUGUACACCCUGGCGCUCAGGAAAGUAGCUCUGGUUCCAUGUCAGCACAUGUCAAUGGCAAUGCCAAUCAUGAAGACUGCACUGAUGGCAGUAUUAAAAAAUGAACUUUUUCAGCUUUCAUUUGUGGCUUCAUGGAUGUGUUUAUAUAUCUGCAGAUUGGUUUGGCCCAUGGGAAGAGAAGGGAACCUGAAAAAUACUAAAUAUCUAGAAGUUGUAUGUAGCCAUCUGGUAUAUUGCACUCCAUCAUGCUGACUCAGUGAUUCUUCCCUCAACUAAAUUAUUUUAGUCUGAGCAACUUGGCAUGGCUGAAGGCAUUAGAUGGCUCCUCUGUUUUUCACAAGCUGAAUUUCUUUGCUGUGACUGUGAUUACAGGGCAUUUGUAUCAUUCCCAUCAAGCCAGGUUAUUUAAAUUGUUGUCAGCAUGGAUUUCUAUUACUUGUUGAUAAUGAAAUAUCUAUGUCGGCACUGAACAAUUUUUCAGUAGCUAAAUUAGUCUUGAAUUGUUGUUUUCACCAUGAUUUCUCAUGAAUUAUGAACCAUUUCAUCUGUAAUUGAUGUAUUUAUCCGUAGAGAAUUGAUUUACAUACUUAUGGUU
Telopea speciosissima is the source of this 1593-nucleotide messenger RNA. RefSeq names its product protein ENHANCED DISEASE RESISTANCE 2. The transcript is spliced from 4 exons. Lineage: Eukaryota; Viridiplantae; Streptophyta; Magnoliopsida; Proteales; Proteaceae. The record is from RefSeq and is a predicted model, not a curated record. The coding region runs from base 152 to 1102 and encodes 316 amino acids.